Eurytemora carolleeae is the source of this 910-nucleotide messenger RNA. RefSeq lists its product as uncharacterized. The coding region runs from base 167 to 739 and encodes 190 amino acids. The transcript has 6 exons. Lineage: Eukaryota; Metazoa; Arthropoda; Copepoda; Calanoida; Temoridae. The record is from RefSeq and is a predicted model, not a curated record.
UCCGGGUUGCAUAUUUUCUGCAAACUGUUUGAUUGCACAUUAUUUGCAAUAUUUAAUCAAAUUAGUUUAAAAGUUUCUGACUUUAUGAAUAAAUCUUCAUGAAUCCCGGUGUCAAAUCAUGUAACUAUAUAAAAGGAUAAAGUAUUAUAGAAAACUACCAGAAGAAAUGAAAUCUUCCGCUAAACUUAUUCUUCUUCUGUUCGGUUUGUUGGUUUGGAUUGAAGGUUUGAAGGCGGCUACGGUAGAAUGUAAUAUGGAUAAAGUUCACCAAAAAAUGCCUAAAGAAGAUGAAAUAGAGGAUCAAGAAACUGUGAAAAGGAGUUUUAGGUUUAAGGGCUCCAGAAGAUUCCUGGGCCCGAGGAGCAGUCAGUUUAACCGUCUGCUCGUCACCCUACUUCAUAAACCUCCUGUAGUCCAAAGGCAGAAAAGGUAUUUUCUGCAGAAUUUUGCUCCUCCUAUUUCCAAUUUUCACCCAGACUUUGCUAUGGGCGGGUUCUUGAAACAAGCCCAAAUAUCCAAAAAGAAAAAUAGUUUAAACCAACUCGGAGGAAAUCUAGGACUGGCAACCAACUGCCAACGGAACGAUGGAGAUAUUAAUAAGAUCAAAAUCGAAAACAAGAAAACUAUUCUGGAGAGGGAGAAAGAAAAUGGAGGUUGGAUUGGAAAAUGGAGAAUGAACAGUCUUGGCUGGAUUGGAAAUAGAGGGCUCAUGGAGAACUGGACUUUUGAAAGAAAAUAGAUGCUGCUCUUGAAAGAAAAUAGAGGCUGCUUUUGAAAGAUUAAAGGCUGGAGAAAACAACCCUUCUAGAAGAAAUGUAAAGGCUGGACAAAAUUAAGUUGAACUGUAUAUAGUAAAAUUGGAGACUAUCAAAGAAAAUGGAGCACUUAAUAAAUUGGAGGUCAUUUCAUA